AGAAUACUAUACUUUUUCUUAAAUUUUGCAUUGAACUUAGUGAUGAGGUAUUAACCACUGUUCACCAUGAUAUCAAGCUUAUAGCAAAGUUAUUAGUAGAUGAAAGUGAAGAGGCUGAUAAAUAUAGUUGGGUGUAA
Molecule: messenger RNA, 137 nt
Organism: Dentiscutata erythropus
Lineage: Eukaryota; Fungi; Glomeromycota; Glomeromycetes; Diversisporales; Gigasporaceae
Source: the annotation of a GenBank genome assembly